Molecule: messenger RNA, 990 nt
Organism: Anopheles marshallii
Lineage: Eukaryota; Metazoa; Arthropoda; Insecta; Diptera; Culicidae
Product: brachyurin-like
Exons: 1
Coding region: 1-990 (329 amino acids)
Biological process (GO): proteolysis
Molecular function (GO): serine-type endopeptidase activity
Source: RefSeq, a predicted model, not a curated record
AUGUCCUCCUUACUAGCCGCCUGGUGUAUUGUCGCUCCGUGUUUAUUGGUGUUGCUGAUACUGUGCGCCUCCGAUGGCGACACUUCGCCAGUGCUGCGGCGAACAAACCCGUCGAAAAUGGGCAUGUUUUGGACGACGAUCCGCAACGCGUCCGCACCGUCGUCCCCGUCCUCGUUUCUAUCGGCCGCAUCCAGCGUGGUGUACCGGCCGCAGCUGAUAAUCGAUCGGGCCUCGGUUAGCAAGGUGGCCGGUGGUACGGUCGCGAAAAACGAACAGUUCCCGCACCUGGUCUCGAUCAUUCUUAUCUUUGGCGACGGUUCCGACACGCUUUGCGGUGGAUCGAUCAUAGCCGAUCGUUACGUUCUGACCGCCGCACACUGUCUGUACGGAAUGCAGGAAGCGACCAUCAUUCCCGGUCAAACAACGAUACAGAUACCGUUCGCACCGGAUACCGUUACCGUGAGAGUUAAACCCUCCGACACCAUCCUACAUCCGGGGUACGAUCCGGUCGACAUACUCAACGACAUUGCGCUGAUCCGCCUGCCACAACCACUUACCUUUUCAUCGCGCGUGCAACCCAUCCGUUUGCCGUCCUGGACCGACUCGUACACCGGUCUCAUCGGCUAUGAUUCGAUAGUGUCCGGUUGGGGUGCGCAAUCGAACGAUGACUACGCUGAGCUGGCGGAUGAGAUGCGGCUCGAGCUGCGUUACGCGACCAACACGAUCGUCUCGAACGAAGUGUGCUACCGUGUGUAUGGGCCAAUCAUUCGCGUACAGCAGAUCUGUGCAGCGGGCGAAGGUGGUCGCAAUCCCUGCCAGGGUGAUUCCGGUGGCCCGCUGUCGGUGAAGUUCGACGGACACCGCUUGACGCAGGUCGGUAUUGUUUCGUACGGUUCGGUUCUUGGCUGCCAAAAUGGUGUACCGGGGGUGUAUACGCGUGUAUCCUCGUACAUCGAGUGGAUCGUUUACCAUACGGGAAUAGUUACGUAG